Aspergillus ruber CBS 135680 is the source of this 2400-nucleotide messenger RNA. RefSeq lists its product as uncharacterized. The coding region runs from base 1 to 2400 and encodes 799 amino acids. The transcript has 3 exons. Lineage: Eukaryota; Fungi; Ascomycota; Eurotiomycetes; Eurotiales; Aspergillaceae. Gene Ontology annotation, biological process: DNA-templated transcription; regulation of DNA-templated transcription. Gene Ontology annotation, molecular function: DNA-binding transcription factor activity, RNA polymerase II-specific; zinc ion binding; DNA binding. The record is from RefSeq and is a predicted model, not a curated record.
AUGCUCAACCGGGUCCCCAUCCGGCGCUUGCCAAAUCGGCACACAGAUCAAAGAUCGCGUCGCAUCGCUCGUGCCUGUGAUGAAUGUCGAGCGCGCAAAUCGAAAUGCGAUGGCAAAAGGCCAGUGUGCAGCCUGUGCGCCAGCGCGGGUCGGGAGUCCUGCGUUUAUUCUGAGUCGAAGCGAAUCCAGGAGCGGAGAGAGUUGGAGUCAGCGAACCAGGAAGUCGAUCGCUAUGAUAGACUGCUUCGAGAGAUAUCUCAAGAAGUUGAUCUACCCCUGGCGAAAAAGAUCAUGAAAGCAUUGCGGCCUUCACCCCGAGGGCAAGUGCCACAAGAAAGGGCAAGCAGUCCCUCUAGUGCCUCCUCAGCGUCUUCCGUCGGCUCUUUGGACGCUCUGGAUACUCUCGACGAGGACGUCAACCAAAGCAAAGAUAGCAGAGCUACGGGAUACCUUGGCAAAAGUUCAGAAGCUGCCUGGCUGCAAAGUUUGGAAAAAGAACUUAGGGAUCGACUAGGCGACGAAGGGGACUUCGAGAAUCACCGAAAGUUUCAGCCCAUGAUGGCUGCACCCAUGGCCUCGAUGAACAACCAUAUCGAAUCUGCUGAUUACCCGAGUCUAGAAGACGAUAAUAUUUACUCCCUACCGGCAAAAGCCCCAGCAGAACGGUUACUUAGGCUGUACCUGGACAGCGUGCAACCGUCUCUACCUAUUAUCCGCGAGGCCCUCUUCACAGACCAGUUUAAUUCUUUGUACUCAGGCGAGUCAAUACAUCCUGGGAGAAAAUGGUUGGCUGUGCUGAACCUAGUCUUCGCCAUUAGUAGCAAGUUGUGUCAGAUUUCCGGGCAAGAUAUUCAAAGCAGGGAUCACCAGUUUUUCUCCCGAGCACAGAAGCUGAAUAUAUCUGAGAGUCUAGUGGAGGACCACGAAGAUUUGCAGCAAGUGCAGAUGGAAACGCUCGCAGCAUUCUAUUUGUUGACUUCCUCACAGAUCAAUAGGGCAUGGAAGAUGAUUGGCACAGCAACUCGUUCCAGCAUCGCGCUGGGUCUACAUCUCCGAGCUACGCAUAACAAGUUGAACGCUUCAGCCCUUGAAGCUCGGCAUAAGCUCUGGUGGUCGAUCUUCAUCUUAGAGAACCUUCUCUCUGUCAUGACAGGGCGGGCUUCUGGAUUGGGAAACAGCCUCUUUUCUGCACCCCCGCCCCUCGCUUCAAAGGGUAUGGAAUGUUUCACCAGUAACGCGCCGGAGGCCCGCCUAGAACGGCCAUCUGAGAAUCCGCCUAUGAAGUGGACAAUACACCAGCAACGCGAGCAACUCGAAGCCCAACAAGCGUCAAUGAGGUCAAUGGAUGCUACCAACGAGCUAUACUUUUUCUGCCUAGCAGAUCUAGUUAUGAUCUCGCACACCGCAUCCGCCCACGUGUACAACACUGAUGCUGUGAGGCAGGGAUGGAGUCAUAUUCAGAGCCGUAUUGGCUUCUACAACAAGACAAUGGAGGGGUGGUGUUCUAAUUUACCAGACAGCUUGAGGUUCGAGGUAGUCAGCGCUGGACCGAUUCUUUCCAUCGGGGACGCCUAUAGAGUCUCUCUGGCAAUGCAUUAUUACAGUUCCAGAAUCAUCCUCAACAGGCCCUGUCUUACCCGACCGAAGAACGCGAAGAGCGGCAACAAAAAAUACCUUUCUCGUUCUAGGAAAGAGACUGAGAUGAUCUGCUUGCACUCAGCUCUAGCGAUUCUUUCUAUUUUCCCAAAUCAGCCAGAUCCAGUCUGGGCUUGCUACGCCCCCUGGUGGAAUGUUCUUCACUUCUUGGUUCAAGCCACUGCAAUCUUGAUCAUAAACAUUUCAUUUGACUGCUCGCCGUCAAGAAAGCCGAGGAGCCAAAGUUUUACCAGUGAUUCGAGCACUGAUCAAUUGCUGGAGGAGUCUGAAGUUGCCAAUUCCGAAGCUAUUCGUACCGCAGUCAAGAAAGCGUUACAUUGGCUAUAUUGUCUUGGGGAAACGGACGGCUCUGCACGCUGGGCUUUUGAACUCUGCAACAGCUGCAUCCGUCGUAUAGUACCAAAUGGCUUUGAUCUAGAUGAGUUUGCCUCCAUGAAUACUGCGUCCAAGGUGCCUUAUCCAGACGUACCCACCGAUCCCACUUAUCAGCAACAUCGGAGCAAGCUCGACGUGCCAUACUCACAGUUUGUUGGUACGAGAAAUUUCGGCUACGACCGUAGUACCGGCGUUGAUGCGCUACUCUCGGACUUAGGAGCUACCGACGGUUUUGAUGUCGCUGAACAGCCUUGUUUUGGCACCUUGGGACCUGAGAUCGACAUGUCCAAUUAUAUUGUUGACCCAGAGUGCGCAACUCUCAAUGAGAUGCUGAAAUCACUCGCAGGACCAGAUAACAAGGCUAUUUAG